Messenger RNA from Microsporum canis CBS 113480, 1533 nucleotides. RefSeq lists its product as hypothetical. Gene Ontology annotation, cellular component: RNA polymerase II transcription regulator complex. Gene Ontology annotation, molecular function: protein dimerization activity; DNA-binding transcription factor activity. Gene Ontology annotation, biological process: positive regulation of transcription by RNA polymerase II. The transcript has 3 exons. Bases 1 to 1533 code for a protein of 510 amino acids. Lineage: Eukaryota; Fungi; Ascomycota; Eurotiomycetes; Onygenales; Arthrodermataceae. The record is from RefSeq and is a predicted model, not a curated record.
AUGCCUCAGAGUACCCGCUCGUCGACGUAUUCUAGCACAACAAACAAUACCAAUGGCUACCACCAGCACUCCUUUCUAAUGUCCUCCCAGCAGUCGCCCAAUCGACUGUCAGGCGUCUCCGAGCCACCCUCCACUGCCACGGCCGUGUCUUCGCCAGUAUCAAGUCAUGCCUCUCCAGGCCAGAAUCCCGUCCUUCCGUCCAUCAACCACACCAUGGACUCCCACCAGCAACAGCUUCAACAGCAGCAGCAGAGGCAGGCACAGGACUACACCGAAUCUCGCCGCAGUAGCAUCGACAGCCGCAUGAAUCAAGGCAUAUCUGCUCUCCAGAUCAACCCUACUUCUCCCUACCACAGCACCAACGCCUCCCAGUCGUCUGUUGUCUCUGGUAUGCCGCGAGACCGCAUGAGCUACUCACACCAUUCAACCUCAUCUCGCUUCCCUCCCGGCCAGUCGACCCAACCACCUCUCUCCCCUCUGGGACCUCGCGCACAGGACCACCGUGGACCAUUCCCCCCCGGCCGCACUGCACCUCCUAUCUCAUCCAAUCCUCGGCCCGAAGAGUUUCACGCCGACUCACCGGUGCCUGGUCAGGCAUAUGCUUUCCCCGACCCAAGCAUAGCACACCAUCACUCUUCAUCACUCAACGCGCAAGGCCCUGCGCCCCCAAUUUCACAUAACCCACGUCCCGAGACCUUCCAUGCCGAAAAUCCGGUGCCGGGCCAGGCGUAUGCCUUCCCAGAUCCGAGCUUCAGUCGGGCAUCGACCAUAUCUGCGCCCACCGAUAGGCCGUCAACCCAGUUCUCGAGAAGGCACAGCACCGCCGAAUCAAUGAACAGCAGCAUAUACACAACGGAGUCAAGGCUUCCAGCGGGGCAGCAGGGAGAAGGCGAUCCAAAUGGUGCAACCCCAUACAGCCGCACCCCCGAACUUCGCGUAACGCACAAGCUCGCUGAACGCAAACGCCGCAGUGAAAUGAAAGAUUGCUUCGAGGUCUUACGAGCACGUCUUCCCUCCGCCCAGAACAACAAAUCAAGCAAAUGGGAAACCCUCACAAGAGCAAUCGACUACAUCAACCAGCUGGAGAAGACCGCAUCUCAAUCUCGCGCUGAAACCAACCAGCUCCGUCUCGAAAUAGAGGAAAUGCGCGCACAGUUAAGUCAAGCUCAAGCUCAGCCCCAGCAACAACAACAGGUCCAGCCCCCACUAGCUCGUCGAGCUAGCUUUGAACCUUCUUCGUUACAGCAACAACAACAGCCACAGCCACAGCCCAUGCAAGUGAACGGCAACGGACAGCUAACACCUCCCCCGAACCCCGGCACGUUAUUCCAAGGACACAGCCACGUCCAAGCCCACCACGGCCAUCAUGCACAUCAUCCGCAGCACCCGCAAGCACAUGGGCACUACUCACCUCCAUCGAAUGUGACACCCACAUCGCAUGGUUCUCCGGAUCCAUCACGGACGCUACCACCGCUAAUGAACGGGUCCCUAGCCCCCAUGCAGGGAGUGCAGUAUACCGAUGAGCGGAGAUGA